Molecule: messenger RNA, 1509 nt
Organism: Exophiala oligosperma
Lineage: Eukaryota; Fungi; Ascomycota; Eurotiomycetes; Chaetothyriales; Herpotrichiellaceae
Exons: 4
Coding region: 105-1196 (363 amino acids)
Biological process (GO): protein geranylgeranylation
Cellular component (GO): cytoplasm; Rab-protein geranylgeranyltransferase complex
Molecular function (GO): Rab geranylgeranyltransferase activity
Source: RefSeq, a predicted model, not a curated record
CAACCACCGCCACCAUCGAUACGCGACAAAGCCUAUACUAGACGCUAAUCCCAGUCUAUGGAGUGUCCAUUAACAUCAGACUGCCUCUGCACCUGCUAUGAAAGAUGUCAAGUCAUGGAAUUCCUCGAUCAAGUACUCGUGAAGAACGAUCAGCCGAAUCACGGCAGAAAGAAUUGAAAGAAAUCGACAAAUAUAAGCAGCUUGUGGCAGAAGUCAAUGAGAAGGUCAAAGCGAAGGAGUUUACGCCUGCCUUACUUCAACAGACGGCCGAAGUGCUCAAAAAGAACCCUGAAUACUACACAGUCUGGAAUCACCGCCGACGCAUAUAUGUCAACGAAUUCCAAGACCUCGAGAACGAAGUCGGCUCCGGCAAGAUCAACGAGGACACCAGGAUCAGUAACGUGCUCGAUAUCAUACAACUGGAUUUGCAAUUCCUGUUCCCUCUGUUACUCCAAUUCCCCAAGUGUUAUUGGAUAUGGAACCAUCGACGAUGGCUUCUCCAGCAGUCCACGGCACUGCUUCCAUCUCCUCAGGCCCGGAAACUCUGGGAAGAAGAAUUAGGUCUGGUUGGGAAAAUGUUGAGUCGCGACAGCAGAAAUUUCCACGGCUGGGGUUAUCGACGCAUGGUGGUCAGUAACCUCGAAAGUCCGGCUCUGCAAGGACAGAGCAUGUCCCGAUCAGAGCUUGAAUAUACGAAAAAAAUGAUUGGCACAAAUCUUUCCAAUUUCUCUGCCUGGCACAAUCGGACAAAAGUCCUCUUGAAAAUUUUGGCCGAGGAACAUGCUAGCGACGAAGACAGACGGCAGAUGCUAGAUGAUGAGCUUGAAUUGAUUCACAAAGCCUUGUUCGACCCCUUUGACCAAUCGUUAUGGUUCUACCACCAGAACCUGAUGUGUACCUUUGACCCUGAACAAGCAGCAAAAAGCAUGGCACCAAAUUUGACCACCGACGAACGCUUGAAGUAUAUCGCUUCUGAGAGGGAAUACAUCGAAGAGGUGCUAGAAGACGCCGAAGACUGCCAAUGGGCCUACAAAGCUCUGAUUGAAUGCGCAUUAUUGGAAGCUAAGCUGAACAAGAGUCUUGGACACGACGACAAACUGAAGGUGCUGGGGUGGUUGAAUGAGCUCAAAUCGUGUGACCCUCUACGACGCGGUCGGUGGCUAGACAUGGAACAGGCUCUGGUGACAAGCGCAUAACAACCUCAAUUUAGGAAUUGGAUAAGUCCAGCUACGGUAAUUAGCAGUGAAAUAGGGUGUGUGUGUGGACGGAUCAAAAGGGCAAGGCUAUCAAGAGAGCUAGCGAAAGAAUCGUUGAAGGAUGCUUUCGAUCGGAAUCGCGCCGAAGUCAGUAGCCCUGUCAGAUCCAGGAGACACGGGCGUAGCGAAAUGAGACAAUGAGCCCGGAUGGGGAACUGGACAUGGUAGAUACAGACAUGAUCUGGCCCGUUUCUGUGAAUAUUCCAUGGCGAUGGGAAAUACAUGCUGCACCGCGUCUUCACCGUUGUUAUCG